This is a messenger RNA of Chara braunii, 5749 nucleotides long. Lineage: Eukaryota; Viridiplantae; Streptophyta; Charophyceae; Charales; Characeae. The record is from the annotation of a GenBank genome assembly.
ACAAGUCUUUUACCUUCAUGCCGAGAUGCAACUUACGGAUUGCCUUCUCGGAGAUGUAGGAUCUCGUUGAUCCUGGGUCCAGCAUCGCACCAACUCGUGUUCGUGCGAUCUCAACAUCUGCAAACAACAACUCGCCCUUAGUCUUCGCCUUUCGAGCCCAUGAGCUACGUAAUGCUAGCAAUUCGUUACCUAACUCAUCAAGGGAGUCAUCUAGAGAGACAUAACAUAAGACAAUAUCAGGGCGAUCUGGAUGAUGGGCUAAGGAAGAAUCAUCCUCUGCCAAUUGAGAAGAAGGGUAGGAAGGGGUCGUAGGCGCCUUACCUGUCUGUUGGUUCUUACCCUUAAUCUCAGUAGGAGCAAAUGCUACUCCUACUGGCUGUUCGCUUUUGGGUUCCGGAUCUGAGGGCAGUAGGCGAUCACAUGUCCCGCUGUGCCGCACUUGAGACAUUGCGCAUUGUCCAUGCGAUCCUGCCAAGUCUUUCUAGUCAUACCCAUUUCGACCCAUGGCUUCCCAUCAGCAAUGCCAGGGUGCCAUGGAAACGCUCUUUGUUUCUUCCCUCCUGUCCUGGGUGGUCCUCCCUGAUUGGCCACAACAGCAGUGACUUCCCCCUUCCCGGAGUCACUGUUGUUAUCAUUCUCCUCGUUCGACCACUUUUCCACUGUGUCGUCAUCAAAGACGACAAGGGUGUGGUCCUGGCGCUUCUGUCGCCAGAUAACUCGUUUCCCAUUGUACUGUCUUCCUCCUCCUCCUCCAGACUUGACUACCGCUGCAUAGGAAUUCUUGACAUGAGAAGUCAUCUGUUCCCUUUGCAGGGCGAGGUCACGAAAUUGCCUGUAGUUAUACUUACCGGACUUCGCUUCGUGGUGAGUUGCCACGUCAGCAGGCCACGUCAGCAGACCACGUCAGCAGGCCACGUCAGCAGGCCACGUCAGCAGACUACAUCAGUACGUCAGCAGGCCACGUCAGCAGGACACGCCAACAGUGCCACGUCAGCAGCAGAGGAAACAGGCCCCGGCCGGUGUAUGCUGUUGAGAUCUCAAACAGCAGUCAUGGACCAGAGGCCCGGUGAAGCGGAUGAGGCCUAUCAGGCCCGCAUGCUGGCGUGGAGUACCGAGACUAAGAAAUGGGCAGAUGACGCCGCCGCAGCAGCGAAGAAGAAGGCAGAAGAUGCCGAACAGGCACGUCUGCUGGCACUUGAACAACAGCGCCAGCAUGAUGAGGCAGCAGCAAAGGCUGCAGAUGAAGAAAGAGUACAGUGUUGUGAGAAGACAUUCACCGGAGAGCGGGCAUUACUUACCAUGGCAGGGACAUGGCGGACCGAGGCCGAGAACAACCAGUUGGAGGACAGCGCAAACAAGAUAGCGCUCCUCCUCUCGCAUCUCACGGAUCUCCUGGCCACCUGCAUUACACAGCAGGCGGAGAUCCUUGGCCUCGACACCUCGCUAGCUCGCAUGCAAAACCACCUUCAGCGGUUGGAGCAGCGACCAGUCGCCGUCGCCGACGCAGGCUCUUCCAAUACUGCCGACCGCCUCAAUGCAUUGGAGAUGCACGUCGGCUCACUCCAGGAUGGCACACAGUUACAGCUCACCGCGACGCAACAGUUGCAGCAGCGAGUCUGUACCACCGCCACCACCUCGAGUACGGAGCCGCGCGAGUCAACUCCAAAGUUUGACGGGCAGGAGAUCUUCUGCGACUCAACGAAGACAGAUCCGAUUCCAUGGUUCCGCAAGUUCGAGCUCACGCUGCAGCUGUCCAACGUCAAGGAACACAAGCAUCACGCCUACUUGUACUCUCGCUCAGGGGGCGCGUGCCAGGCUUGGUUGGACAACCUCUUGUCCAAGUACGGAGUGGUAGCAGCGGACUUGCACACCAUGAUCAAUUGGGAUGAUCUGAAGGCGGCGUGGCACAAGCAGUUCCAGGUGGAGCCGCCAAAGAUCAAGGCUAUGGAUAAGCUCAUGAUCUUCGAGCAAGGCACGCUACCGAGUACGGACUGGAUCGCCGAGUACCAACGCUUGACGUCAGUCCCAGACAUCCAGAUGGGCUUCAAGGCCAUCCGCCAUUACUUCAUCUCAAGGUCAUGUCCGGCAUUGAGCAAUGCCCUGACGCAUGUCGAGGACACCUUGACGACGAGGACGGAAUUGUUCGACAAGGCUGCGCAGAUCAUCAUCACCAACAAGGAGGCCAAGAACCUCCAUUCAUCUGCGUCAGGCCCGAGCAGGGACCAGCAUCGGCCAAGAGUGGCCGUGGUCGCAGCGGCCGUGCCGUUAGACCAAACCAGCGAGGUUGUGUCUGCCAGUGAAGGAGACAGAUUCGCAGCCGCCCGGGAAGGUGGCCGCUCCGGCAGAGGCAGAGGACGCGGCAAGACGAAGACACACACUGUUUCUAGCCCCGGGCCCGGUGCAGCAGCUCAGACAGGCCCAUGGACCCCUUCGUCUUCAAGUGGUUCUUCACGGGAUUCGGCGCGCGAGUUCAAUAUAGAGGCAUUGGACCCGCUCACGUCUGAGGACUUUGCAUGGCUUCCUCUCCCGACCACAGGCUGUUUGCCGGGACCGCAAUGCGCAGCACUUAGCGCUAAUCUUCACACUUACCUAUUCUUCUAUGCACCACCAACUUCGCCGACGGAUGACGAAGUCGCGAUGGGGGACAUCCUGACGUAUACUACCAAGGUGGCCCGCGAGUUUCGCACGCAGCGGUACGAUGACAACAACGCACCGCUCAUGUAUGUCCGCAUUCAGGUUGGGCAAGCGUCCUGCAGCGCUUUGCUGGAUAGCGGCGCGUCUCGCAACUUCAUGAGCCAGUCUUUUAUGCAAAGAGCUGGCCUUGGCGCACAAGUUAUGAGAAAGGCAAACCCGACGGCGAUCAAGUUGGCGGAUGGUAAGACGCAACAACUUCUCGACCGUUACAUCGAGGCCGUACCGGUCUACUUCGCACCUCAUGCAUGCGAACCGGUGACAUCCGAUAUUCUCGACACAGACUUCGACAUCAUUUUGGGAAUGCCUUGGCUUGCAAGUGCGGAUCACACGGUCAACUUCCAUCGGCGGACUCUUAGCGUUCGCGACGCCUUCGGCGCGGAAGUGGCGUGUACUAUUCCUCUACCGCACUCUUCGAUCCGGUGCCAAGUGGUGACGGCCAAAUCAUUCCGGGCGACUUGCGCUUACGAGCAGCCCGAGGAGAUCGGCCUAUGUUUCCUACGAACCGUAGCGGUAGCCGACUCUUCACCCAUGGACUUGUCUUCGGACCCCCGUGUGGUGCGGUUGCUGGACAAGUUCGUCGACAUCUUCGAGUCACCUACCGGUGCGGUGCCGGGUCGGCCGAUCUCUCACGAGAUCAUUCUUGAGGCCGGUGCCGUGCCGCYGAAAGGUUGCAUCUAUCGGAUGAGCGAGGAGGAGCUUGAGGUCCUCCGCGCACAACUCGACGAUUUGUUGGCCAAGGGCUGGAUCCGCCCGAGUAGCUCCCCAUAUGGAGCACCAGUUCUCUUCGUCAGGAAGAAGAACAAGGAUCUACGAUUGUGUAUCGACUACCGCAAGCUCAACGCUCAAACUGUCAAGAAUGCAGGGCCUCUUCCACGCAUCGACGAUCUUCUCGAGCGGCUGGGCGGCGCGAAGUAUUUUUCCAAGUUGGAUUUGAAAUCGGGAUAUCAUCAAAUCUCGAUCCAGCCGAACGAUCGCUACAAGACCGCGUUCAAGAUGCGCCGGACAUUGGAGGAUCAUCUUGGACAUCUUCGACGAGUGUUGGAGACGCUCCGCCGUGCCAAGUACAAGGCCAACCGCGACAAGUGCGAAUUUGUCCGGCAAGAGCUGGAAUACUUGGGCCAUUUUGUCACACCGGGGGGCAUCAGUCCGCUAUCGGACAAGAUUCAGGCCGUCCAAGAGUGGUCGGAGCCUCGGAACGUCAUGGAUGUCCGUUCGUUCCUCGGUCUUAUCGGCUACUAUCAGCGCUUCAUCAAAGGCUACUCCAAGAUCGCGGCCCACUUGAACAAGCUCCAGUGCGAGGAUCGGCCGUUUGACUUCGGAGAGGAGGCGCAAGGAUCAUUCUUCGCUCUCAAAGCCGCGCUAUUGUCUGCGGAGGUCUUGCGGAUAUUCGACCCGCUCGCAACUACACGCGUCACUACGGAUGCGUCAGGCUAUGGCAUUGGUGCAGUCCUCGAGCAACAUGAUGGUGCGGACUGGCACCCGGUCGAAUACUUCAGCAAGAAAGUGCCCCUUGUGCAUUCCAUUGACGAUGUACGCAAGAAGGAACUCCUCACCUUCGUCCACGCGCUCAAGCGCUGGCGGCACUUCCUCCUUGGUCGAAGCCAGUUUCGAUGGGUAACGGACAACAAUCCGUUGGUCUUCUACAAGACCCAAGACACCGUCAACAGCACCAUCGCUCGAUGGAUGGCUUUCAUCGACCAGUUCGACUUCUUUCCCGAUCACAUUCCCGGGAAGUCGAACCGUUUUGCGGAUGCUCUAUCACGGCGUCCGGAUCAUUGUACCGCGUUACGACCAUUGCCAGUCCCGUUGAGGCGAAGGGAAGCGAUUGCCAUGGACAUUACCGGCCCGUUCCCCAAGCACAAGACCGGAGUGGAUGGGAUUCUCACGGUGGUCGACCGACUCACCAAGUUCACCAUGUUUUUGCCUUGUCGCUAUCAUGCCAAGGCACCGGAGUUGGCCGAGGUUCUUUACGCCGGUUGGAUUCGCACCAAGGGUUACCCCAAGGAGAUCGUCUGUGACUGCGACACUCGGUUCAUGUCCGAUUUUUGGUUGGCGCUCAUCAAGCGAUGGGGCUCAUCUCUCAAGCCCAGUUCAGCUUGCAACCCUCAGACCGAUGGCCAGACGGAGAGGGCGCAUCAGACCGCACAGGUUCUCCUUCGCACUCUCAUCCGCCCCGACCAGAAAGACUGGGUUGAGCGACUGCCGGAUGUUGAGUUGGCCUACAACUCUUCCAUCCACCCGGCUAUUGGGAUAUCGCCCUUCGAGUUCGAGCAUGGCUCGCCGGUCACGUCACCGUUGGACACUACUACUCCACGCACGGCUGAGAGCGACGACCAUCUUCUCUUCUUGCGUCAGAUGCAAGAGCUUCUUGUCAAGGCACGCGACCAGAUGGCAAAGACGCAGCAGCGCAUGAGCCAGCAGGCCAAUCGCCAGCGACUUCCUCGUCCAUUCCACGCCGGGGACCUUGUCUGGGUUUCCGCAGUGGAAUUCAACCUUGAACAAGACGUCUCUCGCAAGCUCCUUCCGAAAUGGAUGGGGCCUUGGCCGAUCAUAGAGCCCGCUGGGGACGCACCUGAAGGCCCCUCCUUCACGAUUCAGGUACCUAGCCACUUGCCUAUCUACCCAGUCUUUCAUUGCUCCAAACUGGCUCUCUACACGCCAGCGGAUCAGGACGACUUUCCCGGGAGACGUACGCAAGACCCACCUUCUAUGGAUGGUUUUCAGGAGGUCGGCGACAUCAUCUUCCAGCGACGCUUUGGCAACAAGCCAACUGAGUACCUAGUGCAUUUUGCAUACUGCACYCACCGAGCUGACCGUUGGUUAACCCAUGCGGAACUGCAAGCAACAGCUCCCGACGUUCUCGCACGCUAUGAACGCAAGAUGCAAGGCAAGCCGGUUUCUUCGGCUCCCCACCGCGCCCGCGUCCAGGUUCCACCUUCAGAUCGAUGGCUUCGCCCUCGCCCCGGCCUGACUUCAUAAGGAGGGGGGGGUGUUACAUGCUGCGCGUGUGCACACGCAGGCCAUUUUGCAGGCCUGCGUCCUUCAGGCCAAAAGC